AUGCUCAAGGUGGAUGUGGACGAGGCAGAUGUGGCUGUUCUAACACAGAAUCUUGCCCGAUCGAAACAGGUCUUUGAGGAUCUCUCACGGCUGCUUCGAACCAUCGGACAGAAAACGCAAUCGGGUUCUCAGAGUAUUCGCCCUGUGCUAGCGAAAUUCAAUAGCCUUACAGCGAAAAAACAAUCUGUUGAAGAAGGGCUUGCUCUUUUGAAGGAUGUUUCACGGUACUCCGCCGAGGCAGCCGAAUCUCAGCGUAUUCUUACGGGACCAGUUGAAGCCACUGGAAUUCAAAAGUAUUUGGCAUGUCUUGAAAGUUCGGCGCAAUUGCUCCACGAUAUGAAGCGGGACAUCAGAGACUUUGAAGGUGUUGUGAUUGGCUUCGCAAAUGCAGUGGAUAAGGCGGAAAUGAGUGUGGUGAAAUACUUCAGUCAAGUAAUGAAUGGAGUCGAUUUGACUACGGGUGUUAUCCCCAAGAAACAAGACGCUCUAGCUGUCUUGGCCUACUUUACACAGCAAGGAAACCUUCGCAAUGCUCACGCGGCCGUUGAGAAGGCUCUUUACACCCAACUUUGCAAGCUCAUGGCAGCUUCUGAGCCUGCCUGUACAUUUCCAAAAAGACAAAGCAACAUUCCAUACGAAAAGGGCUCUUCAGGAAUCGAAAAGUAUACGGAGAAGCUUCUUUUGUAUGCCAAAAGCGUUAGUACGGUAUGUGAAGAACUCCGGGUAUCUGGAUCUCCGAUUCUCUCCAACACGCUUUGUGGGUAUCUUGACAACAGACUUACCCCAAUUUUGAUCCGCUAUAACACGUCCUUGGACCAGCUGGGCCCACUUACCUAUGACAUUGCCACUUUGGAAUUGUUAGAUUCAUUGGUUCAUAUGGAUGCGGCAUUGACGAAGUAUAAGUGUAGUUUUGCUGCCUGCGCAUCAGUCACAAAAGAAUACGGCAAGUUACGAAACAAGGCGCUGUCAUUGCUCAUUGAGUGGGUCAAGUAUGUGGAUGCACGAGUGUCCCAAGUUGAGCGAUUCAACGAGUUUAGCAUUCCUGAAGUUAUCGUGGACGUUAUUUCUAAGAUCAGAAGAAUAUGUGAGUUCAACUCGUUACAAUUGUUGAUUGAGGGCAAAAAACUUGGAAGCUGGCUCGAUAUCAAACCUCCACUUCGUUUCAUUUCCGUUUACACGUCUGUUAUCCCUGGGGCUGAAGCAUCUGCAGAAGAUUUGAACAAGUUUUUAGCUUCGUCAUACAUUCUGGACCUUAUAGAUGAGCUCAUGGUGAAUAUUGAAAUCAACUUGAAGGAGCAGACAGGUGAUAACAGCUUACGAAAACUGUCGCAGGGAUUUUUGUUGAUCAAGAAUCUUGUGAUGAUUGAAACAAUCAUCAACCGACUGGAGUCGUUUUAUCAGCAGUUGGGCCAGAUCGGCUUGGAGCGUCUCCAGAGAUUGAAGAACCGAUUCCUUAAAUUGUUCUUGGAUGACUGGAAUUACGCAUCUUACAUCAUCAUUCGUGACAUGACUCAAAUCACAACUACCAAUGCCAUGAACGGAGGACAGCACUCGACCAAAGAAAGAGAACAGACUAAAGAGUUGUUUAAGAACUUCAACGAGUCAUUUGAAGAAGCACUUAAACAAUAUGAAAAGUUCAAUAUCCAAGAAAAGGAUCUCAAGGUUUACUUGUCGGGAGAAAUCAAGAAACUCAUCAUCAACGCCUACAACAAACUUUACGACAAGUAUGGCAAUGGGGAGUUCACAAAAAACAGGGCCAAGUAUAUUAAGUACGACAAGCUGCAAUUCGAGCGUCUCUUGAAUGAGCGUCUCUAA
This is a messenger RNA of Clavispora lusitaniae ATCC 42720, 1815 nucleotides long. It is a transcript of the gene EXO70, whose product is annotated as GTP-Rho binding exocyst subunit. Gene Ontology annotation, molecular function: phosphatidylinositol-4,5-bisphosphate binding. The record is from RefSeq and is a predicted model, not a curated record. Gene Ontology annotation, biological process: exocytosis. NCBI's taxonomy places the organism in Eukaryota, Fungi, Ascomycota, Pichiomycetes, Serinales, Metschnikowiaceae. Gene Ontology annotation, cellular component: exocyst.